Mytilus californianus (California mussel) is the source of this 8220-nucleotide messenger RNA. Its product is annotated as ectonucleotide pyrophosphatase/phosphodiesterase family member 5-like. The record is from RefSeq and is a predicted model, not a curated record. Bases 80 to 1450 code for a protein of 456 amino acids. The transcript has 4 exons. NCBI's taxonomy places the organism in Eukaryota, Metazoa, Mollusca, Bivalvia, Mytilida, Mytilidae.
UCUGACAUUCUUACUGCUGACAGUUCAAACAAUAUGUCUGUCAACAGGAGUAAAGAUAUCAAACCUCAUAUUGAUUUCAAUGGAUGGUAUGCGAUAUAACUUCCUUGACAACCUAAACAAGGAGAGUAUUUCAAAUUUUGACUUUUUUAGAACAGGAGGUGUAAAUGCAAAAUAUAUUCGAAAUGUUUUUCCCAGUGUUACAUAUCCAAAUCAUAUGACAAUUGUUACUGGUCUGUAUCCAGAGAGCCAUGGUAUAGUUGGUAACAGUUUCUGGGAUCCAUAUUUGCAAGAUACAUUCUAUGAUAUAAAUUACCGACAAAAUUUUGAGUCGAAAUGGUUUGAUGUCGGAUCAGAACCUAUAUGGGUGACAAAUUACAAAGCAGGACAAUCAAGAGAUAGUGGUGUUAUUUUGUGGCCUGGUGGUAUUGCUGAAAUGAAGUCAUAUAUGCCACGUGUAAUUCCAGGUGGUUAUAUUUAUAACCUUACAUACAACUGGAACAAGAGAGUUGAUCAUUUGAUUGAAUGGUUUACAAAAAAUGAAUCAAAUAUUCGUCCGAUUAAUUUAGGAUUGUUGUACUUUCCUGAACCAGAUGAAGUUGCACAUACACAUGGACCAGACAGUCAAGAAGUGAAAGAUAUUAUUUAUAAACUUGACAAAACUUUAGGCUAUCUGAAGAAAAGGCUGAUGGAUGAAAAUUUAUUUAAUGACAUGAAUAUCAUAAUAACUUCUGAUCAUGGUCUUACAGAUAUCAGUAAAAGUCAACUUAUCGAAAUAGAUCAGUAUGUUGAUAAGACACUUUAUAUUGCUCGAGUUGGUUUAGAUACUCUAGUAACUUGCUUGGAUCCUGCAAAAGCAAGUACACGGGAAGAACUGUACUCAAAACUGAAAAAAAUUCCCAACAUUACUUUAUACAGAAAAGGGGAUGAACACUCUACGGCACUGCACUAUAGUGAAAACAGAAGAAUAGCAGAGUUUGUGCUGGAAGCAAAGAAAGGAUAUGUACUGAAAAAAACUUCACUAAAUGGACAUCACGGGUUUGAUCCAGAGAAAGUUCCUGAUAUGCAUCCAUUUUUUAUUGCCUUUGGUCCAGCUUUCAAGAAAGGAUUGCAGAAUGCUGAUCCAUUCAACUCUGUCGACAUCUACCCGUUGAUGUGUCAUAUACUUGGGAUUGACCCAGCACCUAAUAACGGAACACUUAAAAAUGUGCUGCAUAUUUUAGCACAUCCUCCAUCGCAGCAUACAUCUACAUUUCAAUUCACUGGCAUCACAUUUUUAGUGAUAGUAAUAUUUGUUGCCUUUGUUGGAGGAGUGUAUGCAAUAGGAGCAUGUAGACAAGGAAGAAUAAAACAAUAUGUAAAAGUGAACAGAAAAAUCAUCAACCAUUCUGAGUUUGGACAAUCAUCCUUGCUAUAUGGUAGCAACGGCGAAGAGGAAGAUGAUGAUUUUUAAAAAGAGGCAAUACACAUAAAACAUUGAUAAUGUUUGCCUUAUUAUUAUUCAGCAGUGAAAAAAUUGUGAUUUUAUUCAUUUCUUUUGAGAGUUACCUCAAUUUUGGGGCACAACUAUUAGACUCAAUCAAUUCAAACACUUGCAAAGCAAACUGAUUGUGUAUUAUGUAGUUUUUCAACACAUAUUGAAGAGUUUUGCAUGACUGUAGCAAUGUUAUAGGUAUAAUGACCAUGCUGUACAAGGUGCGUCUCUCUUAUUAAAUUUAGAUUUUAUACAUUUAUAAUAUAUAUUUUUUUAAAGUUUAGGGAUGCCAAGGGAAAAUCAUUCUUGUAACAUUCCAGAAAUAUAAAUGAGGGUUUUGAUGAUUUUUGCCCCUUUAUUGAUAGAUUUCUUGAAUUUAAUGUCCAGUGGCAAAUAUUGUACACAUAUUCAGGAAAAGAAUCCAUUGAUAAUCAAUAGGUUCUGCAAAGUGGGUACAAUGUGAUGAAGGUCAGAAAUUUUUACUGCCACUGGGAAAUGAGGGGAAAUUUGAUAGAAGAAGUUUUGCCUUGCAACAGGUCACCACAUCCCCCACAAAGGAUUUUUACAAGGGUUCUUUAACUUGCAGUUCAUGUGGCACUUUUUGAGGCAUCAUAUUUAACGUUCUGAUUGGCAUAGGACAUGGCUGAUUAUUUAUACAUCCCACACAUCCAAACAGAUGCCCCUGUUUAGCAUGGUUUUAAUGCCAAGUGGGAGAAGUCAUUGGGUUUCCAUAUUUAUAAACCCUAGUCAAUCCUUUUUCUUAUUUUUGAAAUCCUGUCGGUUUUAUAUUUCAUUUGUUAAAAGUAGCCUUUACUGUUUCUGACCUUUAAAGUGCCACAUUUUUACCUGGGACAUUGACUUAUUUAUUUUCUUUCAAUCAAGUUUUUUUUCCCAAUCCAAGAUCUUUUGAAAUUAUGCCAUUGCAUUUUGCCUAGCUUUUCCUUAUAAAGCCAUUAUAUGCUGACUAUGUGUAAUACCAUAAAAUUUGAAUGCCUUGUUUUUUUUCAUUGAGUUCCUUACAAAAAAAGGGGGUAACAGGUCUUGUUCUCUUGAAAUAUAAAAAAAAACACAAAUUUUCCUAUCAAGUUCAAUAUAGUUAUCUGCCCUUGAUUUUAAAAGAAUUUCAAUGAAAAUUUUAAAUACACUUAAUUUUUGAUAGUUUAAUCUUUAAAUUUCAAGUUUUAGAUGUUUCCAUUGUAUAUUGAAUGAUACUUGGUAAGAUAUUUUUAAACCAUAACAGUAUUUUUGCAACAUGCCCAGAAAGGAUGCUUAGAAAAAGACACCCAAUCUACCUUAAGCUAUAUUCAGUGUGAAAGUUCUUUUAUUAAAGGAUUCCAAUUUUCGUGGUUUUUUUUUUUUUUUGUAAAGUCAUGCACUGAUGGUUUUUUUAAUUUGUAGUUUCAUACUUUGCACAUAAAAAAUCAAAGUGAUACAUUUAUUUAGUUGAAUUUUUAAAGUUGUGGAUUUGUUCAACCAUGACAUCCAUGAAAAUUGGUUCAUGUACUCUACUUAUAUAAGUACUUUCACAGUAAUAUACUUUUUGUACAACUGAAUUUUAGUAAAGGCAAAUUUGAAUUGUAUAGUCAAUUAUAAUGUCAUAUUUUCUUCAUAUUAGUGAUUUCUUUAUGCCGCAUCAGCACAAAAAAAUUGUAUAGCGGUGAUCUUCAUAUAAGUAUGUAGUACAUGUAAUGUACAUUAUUUUAAUAAAAACAAAACAUCUGUCUUAGGUUACUACAUGUGCUUGACUAAAAUAUCUUUUGUUACUUUAGCAAAGUCAUGUGUCCGUAUUUUGAAGACAUCAUUUAAGCAUAAUGAUAAUAUACUUAUAGUUUAGUAUAUUUUUAUCCCCCCAUCCACAGUGGAGGGGGCAUUAAGUGUUACCCUUGUCUGUUUGUACGUACAUACUUCCCAAAAUUAGUUUUCAUUCUCUAAGUUUAGUUUGCCUCAACCAAAUGUUAUGAAACUUAUACACAAUGCUUAUUACAAUAACACACAAAUCAAGUGUGAAUUUGGGUGGCGUCACUUUUACAGUUCUCUAGUUAUGUUCCUUUAAAAAUAAGGAGAUGUGGUAUGAUUGCCAAUGAGACAACUAUCCAUCAAAGUUAAAUGAAGUCGAUAUAAGCAAUUAUAGGCAACCGUACGGCCUUAAACAAUGAGAAAAACCUAUACCAUAUAGUCGGCUAUAAAAGGCCCCAACAUGGAAAAUAUGAAACAAUUCAAUUGAGAAAACUAACGGCCUACUGAACUACAGGCUCCUGACUUGGGACAGGCACAAAAAGGAAUGUGGCUGGGUUAAACAUGUUUGUGAGUGCUCAACCCUCCCCUAACCUUGAACAGUAGUGUUACAGCACAACAUAAGAACAAACUAUAAAAAUCAUUUGAAAAGGACUUAACUCAUCAGAUCAAUACAAAGCAGAAAAAACAUUGAACAAAAACACAGAUUGGAUGUGGCAGGGUAUUUAUAUAUCCCUAACAACAACAAAAAUACCAAGUACAGAUCUGAGAGUAAUUGCAGUUUCUUACAGCUAGUUCAAAGUCAAUAACAACCAACUAAUAAAAAAAAAUCAUGAUUCUAAGACUAAAAUAUUAAUCAAUACACAUUCAACUUCAAAUGGAUUUAGUAUAAAGAUGUCAUUAACAGUCAGAGAAAACAUGACCUUGUACAAUGUAAGGAUAAAAGUAUCAACAGAUUGUAGUACCUUGAUAGUGCAUAUAGUUUGUUCUUAUGUCAUUCUGUUACACCACUGUCAUGGGUUAGGGGAAAUGGUUUUGCGCCAGCAAACAUGUUUAACCCGCCACAUUCUGUGUGUGACUGUCCCAAGUCGGGACCCUUUAAUUCAGUGAUUGUGGUUUGUUGCUGUAUAUCAUAUUUUUUUUUCGUUUAUUGAUUUGUACGUAAAUCAAGCCAUUAGUUUUUUAUUUGUCAUUUCAGGUCUUUUAUAGUUUACUAUGCAGUAUGGGUUUUGCUCAUUGUUGAAGACAGUACUGUGAUCUAUAGUUAUUAACUUUAAUGUCAUUUUGUUUCAUUGACAAUCAUACCAUAUCUUCUUAUUUUUAUAUUUUGAGGUAGUAAACCAAAUAGAAUAUGUCAGUUUCAUUAAUAAGGUAGGUUAGUAAGUAGAAUAGUCAGAGGCCAUUUUAGGGGGAGGGGGCCCUACCCCUCCGUAUGGAGCUAUAUAUAUAAAUGUUGGGUACCAGGGGCCUUCUUUUUCAAAAUCCUGGAUCUGCUCAUGAUAGUUGUAUUUUUCAAAAAUAUUUAAUAUAUACUUGAAACAAAUGAAAAGUUAGAAGACGCUUAGAUUAAUGUAGAUAGAUUUGUUUGAAACAGAUAUAUUUUGUCUUGGCUUAUUGUUUUUAUGCCCCCGCCACAGCGGUGGGGGCAUUAAGUUAUACCCUUGUCCGUCUGUAUGUACCAAAAUUGGUUUCCGUUCUCUAACUUUAGUUUGCCUCAACCAAAUCUUAUGAAACUUAUACACAAUGCUUAUUAACACAGAUCAACUUUGAAUUUUGGUGGCGUCCCUUUUACCAUUCUAGAGUUAUGCCCCUUUACAAAUGGAAAAAUUACUGAAUUUUUCGUUUCCGUUCUCUAAUUUUAGUUUGCCUCAACCAAAUGUUAUGAAACUUAUAAACAAUGCUUAUUACCACAAAACACAGAUCAAGUUUGAAUUUUGGUGGCGUCACUUUAACCAUUCUAGAGUUAUGCCCCUUUAGAAAUGGAAAAAUUGCAAAAUUUUUAUUUUCUUCUAAAUAUCAAGUAAUUUUUAAAAUUGGAGUUAUCUUCCUAUGAUUAUAGUUGAAUCAACUACAAUCAAUGCUUUAUACAAUGCAAUGUUUAAUUUUGACUUCCACUGAUAAAACACAGAUCAAGUUGAAUUUGGGUAGUGUCACUUUAAUCAUUAUUGAGUUAUGCCCCUUUAUAAAUCGAAAAAUUGCAAAAUUUUUAGUUUCCAUUCUGUAUCUUAAGUUUGCCCCAACCAAACAUUAUGAAACCUAUACACAAUGUUCAUUACCACAAAACUAAAGUACAAAUUUUUUGUUUCCGUUUUCUAACUUUAGUUUGCCUCAACCAAAUGUUAUGAAACUUAUACACAAUGCUUAUUACUACAUAAUACAUGUACAGAUUAAGUACGAAAUUUGGUGGCAACGCUUUUACCAUUCUUGAGUUAUGUCCCUUUAUAAACAUAAAAAUUGCUGAAUUUUUCGUUUCCGUUCUAACUCUAAACUCUAGUUUCUCUCAACCAAAUGUUAUAAAACUUGUACACAACCGUUCUUGUGUUAUGCGUGUUUACAAAUAGCAAAAAUUGCUGAAUUUUUAGUUUCUGUUCUCUACUUAAGUUAGCCUCAACCAAAUGUUAUGAGACUUCCACACAAUGCUUAUUACCACAAAACUCAGAUCAAGUUCAAAUUUGGGUAGCGUCACUUUUACCGUUCUUCAGUUAUGUCCCUUUAUAACUAUAUGAUAUGCAAGCGGGGGCAUCAUCUGUGUCCACAUGUGGACACUAUCCACAUUUUUUUUUCUAAUUUUUUUAUUGUAUGAUACAUGUUAUAUUUUACAAACACCAGUGUUCAGGUGUGGAUACAGCCAUUUUUAAAAGGGGGGUUUCAACACAUGCAAGUAAUAUAAACAGGGGUGUUCCUACCCCCUAGAUCCCCCACUGGUGUUAUUUUGUGAUGCAUUACUGAUGAGGCAUUGUAAAUAUCAACUAUCUAGAUUGUCCUGGGAGAUUUAUCUAGUAAAUAAAUUGUACAUAUAUGAUUUCCAAAUACCUUCAAAGAAAGUAUUUUAGUGAGCAGUUUGGAAUUGUUUAAGGAAAAAUCAAUGUAAGAUCUCUUCUUUAUCUAAUACACUUUUAUUAAACAGAUGAAUAAAAAGAUUAAUUGUUUAUUUAGUAAAAAAAAAACAAUCAUUACAGAUUAUGGAAAAAUUAAAACAAUGUAUCUUUUAAGUAUUUGGAUCUUCAAAUAUCAAGGUUUUUGCAUAGUAAUUAAUUAAAUUAUCAAUUUCUUGAGAAUUAGCAGUUUUAGAUUUUUAUACUCUUAUAAGUUCAGUGAACUACACAAUAAUGAUAGGUUAGAGAAAUCAAAGCCAUGUGAUAUGUCAUAGAAGAACUCCCUGUACUCUAUAAGUGCUUCACACAUUGUCAUGAAAAAUAAAAAGUAAGCUCUAUUAGAUUUUACUGUUGUUCAAAAGUAUAUAUCUGUCAAGUAGGGUCUUCUUACUAAUGCUGUUUGCUUCUUGUAUAAAUUUGAUGAAAGGGAGAAAAAGUUAUAUGCUCAAAACAAAAUUCUGAAAGGUAGAGUACAUAUUUUAUAUAUUAUAUUGUUUAUGUUUAUCUUGAUUAUUUGGAUUUUGAUGUUUAUUGUUAUAUAAAACACACGAAGUUCCUUUUUAGCUCACCUGGCCCGAAGGGCCAAGUGAGCUUUUCUCAUCACUUUGCGAUCGUCGUCAUCGUCGUCCGGCGUCGUCUGUUAACUUUUACAAAAAUCUUCUCCUCUGAAACUACUCGGCCAAAUUUAACCAAACUUGGCCACAAUCAUCAUUGGGGUAUCUAGUUUUUAAAAAGUUUGUCCGGUGACCCGGCCAACCAACCAAGAUGGCCGCCAUGGCUAAAAAUAGAACAUAGGGGUAAAAUGUAGAUUUUGGCUUAUAUCUCUGAAACCAAAGCAUUUAGAGCAAAUCUGACGAGAUAAAAUUGUUCAUGAGGUUAAGAUCUAUCUGCCCUGAAAUUUUCAGAUGAAUCGGACAACCUGUUGUUGGGUUGCUGUCCCUGAAUUGGUAAUUUUAAGGAAAUUUUGCUGUUUUUGGUUAUUAUCUUGAAAAUUGUUAUAGAUAGAGAUAAACUGUAAACAGCAAUAAUGUUCAGCAAAGUAAGAUCUACAAUUAAGUCAACUUGACCAAAAUGGUCAGUUGACCCCUUAAGGAGUUAUUGCCCUUUAUAGUCAAUUUUUAACCAUUUUUCGUAAAUUUUUGUAAUCUUUUACAAAAAUCUUCUCCUCUGAAACUACGAAGACAAAUUUAACCAAACUUGUCCACAAUCAUUAUUGGGGUAUCUAGUUUAAAAAUUGUGUCUGAUGACCCCGCCCGCGAACCAAGAUGGCCGACAUGGCUAAAAAAUAGUACAUAGGGUAAAAUGCAGUUUUUGGCUCAUAUCUCUGAAACCAAAGCAUUUACAGCAAAUCUGACGAGGAUAAAAUAGUUCAUUAGGUCAAAAUCUAUCUGCCCUGAAAUUUUCAGACCAUUUGCUGCCCCUGAAUUGGUCAUUUUAAGAAAAUUUUGCAGCUUUUAGUUAUUAUCUUGAAUAUUAUUAUAGAUAGAGAUAAACUGUAAACGGCAAUAAUGUACAGCAAAGUAAGAUCUACAAAUAGGUCAACAUGAUCAAAAUUGUCAAAUGUCCCCUUAAGGAGUUAUUGCCCUUUAUAGUCAAUUUUUUACAAUUUUCAUAAAUUUUGUAAAUUUUUGAAAAUUUUUACAUAAUAUUUUCCACUGUUACUACUGGGCCAAGUUCAUUAUAGAUAGAGAUAAUAGUAAGGAGCAAGAAUGUCCAGUAAAGUAAGAUCUACAAACACAUCACCAUCACCGAAACACAAUUUUGUCAUGAAUCCAUCUGUGUCCUUUGUUUGAUAUGCACAUAGACCAAGGUGAGAGACACAGGCUCUUUAGAGCCUCUAGUUAUAUUUUGAGAGAAAUAUUAAUUUUUAUUAUAUUUGAAUGGUUAUUUUUAAUAAUUAAAACAAGUUAUAUUUAAAAA